This is a messenger RNA of Auxenochlorella protothecoides, 201 nucleotides long. RefSeq lists its product as hypothetical. The record is from RefSeq and is a predicted model, not a curated record. The transcript has a single exon. NCBI's taxonomy places the organism in Eukaryota, Viridiplantae, Chlorophyta, Trebouxiophyceae, Chlorellales, Chlorellaceae. The coding region runs from base 1 to 201 and encodes 66 amino acids.
AUGCAGCUGUGCACGGAGUGCUUGCCCAGAGGUCGGACCACGGUCUCGAUCAUGGCGUCGGAGAGGCGCGUGCGCUUGAGCAGAAUGGCCCGAGCCUUGUCCAUGACCUCCGACAUCGCGUCCGCGACAUCCUUCGGGCCAGUGAAGUGCAACAUGAUGACUUUGUCCCUGGAUGACCGUAUGAGAAACUUGAUGGCAUAA